Molecule: messenger RNA, 1821 nt
Organism: Aspergillus aculeatus ATCC 16872
Lineage: Eukaryota; Fungi; Ascomycota; Eurotiomycetes; Eurotiales; Aspergillaceae
Product: putative MFS allantoate transporter
Exons: 11
Coding region: 84-1658 (524 amino acids)
Biological process (GO): transmembrane transport
Cellular component (GO): membrane
Molecular function (GO): transmembrane transporter activity
Source: RefSeq, a predicted model, not a curated record
UUUCUCUUCCUUCGUCACACGUCGGCUAUUACUCUUAAAGCUCUCUUCAGCCUACGGAACAACCACAAACACCGAGUUCAAUCAUGGGCAGUAAAGCCCAGACCGAACCCAGUUCCGUCCAUGCAGAGAACAUCGCCGAUCUACCUUCAGAUACACAUGAUGAGAAUCAUUUCCAGCCGGGGUGGAAGCCGGGGACGCGGCCGGAUGGGGACACUGCCAUGGCUCUCUUCAACGACCCGGAUGCCCUUCAUGAAGAGAUUGACCCCCUGGAGGCCAGGAAAUUGCUUUGGAAGAUCGACUUAAUGAUUCUUCCUUACCUGGCCGUUUGCUAUGCAUUCUUCUAUAUUGAUAAGACCACACUCAGUUAUGCGGCGAUCUUUGGUAUUCAGGAGGACCUGAAUCUCCAUGGCACCCAGUACAGCUGGCUGUCGAGUGUAUUCUACUUCGGAUUUCUUGCAUGGGCCGUUCCGACCAAUUUUCUUAUGCAACGAUUACCUAUAGGAAAAUAUCUUGGUGCAAACAUUUUCAUGUGGGGAGUCUUUCUCAUCGUCCAAGCCGCUUGUCAUAAUUUCGCCACUCUUGCUGUUUUGCGAGCCUUGGGAGGCGCAGCUGAAGCUUGUGCCGACCCAGCUUUUAUGCUUAUAACGAGCAUGUGGUACACGAGACGCGAGCAGCCGGUACGAAUCGGACUUUGGUAUACGGCCAACGGUCUUGGAAUCGCACUAGGUGGCCUACUAGGCUAUGGAAUCGGGCAUAUCAGAGGAGCGCUUCCUUCGUGGAAGUACGAGUUCAUUGUCAUUGGCUGUCUCUGCUCAACGUGGGGCUUGGUGAUGUUCUUCCUUCUCCCUGACUCGCCAGUGACGGCGCCUCUGCUUAGCGAACGAGAGCGUCGUAUGGCAGUCGAGCGACUUCGAGAAAACCAGACUGGUGUUGAGAACAAGCACAUCAAACUGCACCAAAUCCGAGAAGCCUUCCUAGACUACAAAUUAUACUUCUUCUUCGCCUUGGGCUUAGUCUGCAAUAUACCAAAUGGUGGAAUCUCUAAUUUUGGAACCCUCAUCAUCAAAGGCUUUGGAUUCUCUACUCUCGUUACGACCCUCAUGCAGAUCCCCUACGGAGUCUUGAUUGCCCUAUCGAUCUUGACAUGUGUCUAUCUCAAUGACCGGUUCGAGAACAGACGCUGUCUCUUCAUUGUUAUCUUCCUGUUACCAAACAUAGCCGGAGCAUUUGGUCUUCGUUUCGUGCCCCAAGAUCAGAAAGUCGGUCGCUUGAUCUGUUACUAUUUGACGGGACCAUACAAUGCAGCAUUCGUCUUGGUCCUCAGCAUGCAAAUCGCGAACACAGCGGGCCACACAAAGAAAGUCGUCACCAACGCCGUGCUGUUCCUGGGCUACUGCACCGGCAACAUCGCAGGUCCGUUCUUCUACAAGACAAACCAAGCCCCAACCUACGAGCUCGGAAUCUGGUCCAUGAUCGUCUGCCAUCUGCUCGAGGUUGUCCUCAUCACCACCCUGGGUUUCCUGCUUCGCUGGGAGAACCAGCGCCGCGAUCGGAUCCAGUCUCAGACCGAGGGAGGCUUAGAGGGUAGAGAUCUCAACUCGACGGCUUUCUUGGACUUGACGGAUCGGGAGAAUUUGAACUUUCGGUACAUAUACUAGAUGACGGGGCGACGGUGCUUGGGUUUCAGGGUGGUGUAGUGUGCUUCGCAAGCCCUGCGUUGUGCCUUAGAUAUGCUCACUGAUAUAUGCUCAAUGCAGACAACCGUAUCCGAAACGUAUGGCAGUACGCAGGUGCAUUGUGAAAACAGCAUCCGCAAAGUCU